CACCACUGCUCCACCAGAAGUGUGUUCCUGAAAAGUGUGAGGGUCUUUCUUUAAUUCGGGGCUCUCUCCCCCGGCCGCUGUUACCGGGUAAUUGUCGGGACGUGACCGGCUCGUGUGUCGGAGAUGCAGCGGGAGACGAGAUCUUAACGGGACAACAAAAAACGCUACGGUCUCUCCCGCCCGGUUGUUAUGGAGCAGCCACCUGGGAGCUUAGAUGAUCUACAGCCUCAAGACCUCUCCACCUCCAGCAUCUCCACUGUGAUCGACCUGACCAGGAAGGGCGAGGAAUGUGUCCUGAAUGCCACCUCCAUAGACGGCCUGCGGGUGGUCAAGAGCCCCAGCUGGUUCCAGAACUCCGGUACAGGCAACCCGGGAUUAGCCUUCUCUGAGACGGGCUCCUCAGACGUCACGCUCAGUUCAGGGGAACAUAUUCAACCAGACAAUGCCUUCUCCCACACUACAGUCACCCUCUCCUACGUGAGCAGGUCUCAUGUCUUUUCCACCCCAGACUCUCUGUCUCCGCCCAUCAGCCGCUUCGCCCUCCACCCUUUGUGUGAUUCGGAUAAAGGGCUAGCGGAGAGCGGCUACUUACUGAACCAGCAUUACUUGGAGCGGGUCGAGGGGCCAGUGGACCUCGCCGCUCAGCCAGAACUCUUGCAGUCAUUGUCCCAGGCUUACACGGGACCAGAGGAUGGCGGGGACAUGUUUCUAACGCAGGACGUUCGUGAGCUGAAUGGUGGAGCCGUUAGCAGUGGCGGGGACGUGGAAAAUGGAACGCAAGGUGAAGAGGAAGUGGAAAGCAGCGGUUCUUGGGAAAACUGUCGGGGUUUGGAGAACGGUCAAGCUGACAGCCGGUCGAGUGCAGGGGUUUGCAACGGCUCCUCCCCGGAGACGCUUGUUCCUGCAGCGGUGGAGGAUGAGGAGCAGGACGGCUCCGAUGUGGUCUUCCUCAUGUCUAACCGACAAGACCCGACGGUCGCUAUGGAUGCAGUGGCUGCUAAAGACUCUCAUUCCCUGAACAGGGAGUAUGUCAGUCCUCUGGAGGACCCCGUGUCCCCCUCUGCUACCUCACUGGACGAUGUGGAGGACGAGUUCCUCCUGCCUCAGGCCUCCAGCUCACCCAGCGGCGACAACUCUUACCUGGAGACUGCAGAGGACGCUGCGUUGGACGGCUUGAGCACAAACGGCACCAUUGAGCUCAGCUUUGACACCAGCGCUAACGGCACAAGGUUGGAUUCGAGCUGCGAGAACGAGCCGCAGGUGCUCAGACAGAAGGCGCCAGUGGAGUUGAUUGAUUUGACAGAGGACGAUGAGAAACCCGCGACUGUCGUUCCUCACAUGAACGGGAACGUGAAGGCACUACAGAGGACUUUGAGUGAAAGAAAGCUCCCGGUGCGCUCCGGCAGAGGGAUGCGGCUGGAGGCCAUAGUUAUGAACAUCAACUCCAGCAAGUAUAAAGUGUCAGGAUGCAUACGCACCAAGAAGAAAGCCAGAGCUUCCCCGUCAACCGCGAGCAAUUCCAACGUAGCCCGUCCCAAGAGGAAGAACAACAACAACAACAACAACAACAACAACCAGAAAGUCAGCAAAAGGAGAAGCAGAGCAAGGGCGUCGCUCUCGGUGAAAACGACCAAACAAAAAUCAGGAACUCCAGUGAAAAGAGACAAAAAUCUAAACGCUAACACUGACAGUAAAGACUCUACCUCUGAUUCUGAAAUCCUCAGUAGUCCACUAAAGUCACACAGCAGCACACCUCAGAAAAGUCCUCCGUUUUCAGUGCACAAAAAAAGGUCGAGAAAAGAGCUGGAUGGUGUUUCACAUUCUGAGAGCUCGCCAGAAAAGACGCCCACGCGGUCGAGGACAAAACGCUCAUCGCAGUCUUGUCCUCACUCUGCUGUCAACAAGACAAACCUGGAACCCGAACCCUCGAGGUUGUCCCCGCCUCCUUCACCACCACCACCACCGCCUUCAUCAAAUUCUCCAAAGAAAAGUCGAGGCAAAGCCAAAAGUCAGGCUGCAGAGAACGGAACACCUCCCACUGCCAAGACGAAGGCGGCUCGUACUCCAAAGAGGAGGCGGAACAAACCCAGAGGCAGGCAGCUGCCGCCGUCGUCCAUGUUCUCUCCCAAGGAGCCGGAGAUCAAGCUGAAGUACGUCAACUACAAGGAGGAGAAACGAGACCCGAGGUUGGACGGUUUCUCUCCGUUCAUACACCUGGAGCGCCGGCAGUCGUCGCCGUCACUGUGCACUGUCAUCAACUAUCCCGAGGAAGUGCGGACGCAACCUAAGAAGGGUCAGCAGCCGCAGCUGGCUCUCUCCACUGACUUCAUCUCUGCAGCCAUACCCAGCACUUCCUGUGUGCAGCUGGGCCGGGCGUCCACACGCGGCCAGCACCAGCGCGCUUUCGUCUGCUGCCUGUGUGGACAGUCGGCCAACGCCAUGGACCUGGGCGACCUCCACGGCCCUUACUACCCCGAGGGUUACCAGAAAAAUGCCAAAACACCAGCCAGCACGUCAGGCCUCAAGGAGGACGGCGGCGGUGGCGGCGGCGGCUACAGCGACACCGACUCGUCGUCCUGCAGCGUCAGACGCAGGACGAGGAGGAAGCGCGCCGUCCCGCCCGCGCUGCGCUCGUUCAGGACCGGAGCUCAGCUGAAGCAGAGUCAGCGGUGGAGCGGCGGGGACGGCACCGACAGCCCCGCGGCGAAGCGGGCUCACUCCGUCGCCGGCGGCGAGGACAUAGAGGACUGGUACAGCGCCCCUGUUCUGCUGCUGGAGCCCUGCGAGUACUGGCUCCAUGAAGACUGCGCCAUCUGGUCAGCAGGCGUGUUCCUGGUCAAGGGCAAAGUCUACGGUCUGGAGGAGGCGGUGAAGGCCGCGCACGAGACGGUGUGUUCAGCGUGUCGGGAUCCCGGGGCGUCACUGGGCUGCUUCUUCAAAGGUUGUCCCAACAAGUACCACUACAGGUGUGCUCUGGAGUCAGCAGAGUGUGUUCUCAUCGAGGAAAACUUCUCCAUGAAGUGUAAAAAGCACAAGAACAAGACGUUGAAAGGCGCUUCAGGGACGAGAUGGGACGACAGGUGACAGAAUGAACGUCAGCAGACGUCCGGCUGUGACCUCCUCUCCUGGUAACCAUGGCGACGGUUCUCACCAAUCGACAGCCAGCACCCGUAAACCUUAACUCCGCCCACUCUGCUCUGCAGCCAUCCAACCACAGAAGGGUUAGGGUUAGCGCGGAGUCAGUCCAGCGUGUGGCGCUGUUGUCACAUCGCAGCGAACUCUGUCGUAUGUGCAGUUAUUUAUAAAGUUUGAUUUUUCUGGAUCCGAUAUGAGUAAUAAUAAUAAUCAAAGAUAUUUAAUUUUCUAAGUAUUUGAUUCUAUUUGGUUUAUUUAUUCCGGAAGUUUCUCGUUUUUGCGAACUUUGAUUGUUUUUAAGUUAUUGAUGAUCGCACGUCGUCAACAAGGCGAGGUUUUUUUCGGAUUUCACAAUCGUCGUUUUCUCCGCAGUCGUCGCGUUUGAAUGUACUUUCUGUGUGUGUGUGUGUGUGUGUGUGUGUGUGUGUGUGUGUGUGUGUGUGUGUGUGUGUGUGUGUGUGUGUGUGUGUGUGUGUGUGUGUGUGUGUGUGUGUGUGUGUGUGUGUGGUCCUCUGCUACGUCCAACAUCACCAUAGCGAUCACAAGUGGCAACAGUUUAAAAUGGCGGCGACGAAAAACAACGAAAUGUAGUGAUUUUUUUAAAUUCAAUUUAAAAUCUGGUUGUUUUUGUUUAACAAAAUAAAUAAUUUGUCAAUCAAGUAGAUUAAUCAAUUCAUGUUUUGUAUUAGUUUUUUUAUGCAUUGAUCACUUCUGAUUGAUUGAAUGUACGACAUUUCAAAUCAAAAUAAUUAUUUCAUCCUGUGAUUUAAUCACUUUCACUUGGGUUCACAGGCCGUUCAUUUAAAAACUAUUCAUGCAUAUGGGACGUUGGUUUCCAUGGUAACGUUGAGUCACCGUCGAGAACCAGCUCGAGACGUGAACCAUGGUUUGUAAACCGCAACCAAACUCCAUUGAGAAAAUCUGUGUUUUUAGCUCAUGGCGUCACACAGGCUGCCGGUGUAGCGCUGCCUCGUGUGGUCAGUUUGUGUCACUGAGGUGAAUCUAAAGAAAGAGUUCUAAGCACUGAAUUCACACAGUGACAUUUAUGAACUUACUGACGGAGGCAGCAGUGGAUCGACCGCUCCUGGUUGCUGUGAUGUAAAAAUGGAGUUUUAACCGCAUUUAAAAAAACAACAGAACGAACCUUUAAGAUUUCUGCUGCGUGAUAUUUUUUCUGCUUCUGUCACUAACGUGUGGCGCAAAGACAAAUCAGAGGACGUCGUCCCGGCGACUGAAGGCAGCUGUCAAUCAGUGUUUGUGACGCAGCUUCACACUGACUCACACUGAGCUUGGGUCCAGGUGUGUUCGCACCUGUGCGGUCAUGUGUGAAGGUGCUGCAGGCGUCAGCUUGUAUGUUUGUUUUUUGUGUGAAUGUGAUUUCCCCUCUCUGUACCUCACGAUGCUGCCACUAGGGGCAGUGUUGUGCCGUGUAAGGCCUGUUUGAACCACAGUGUCACUGAUGAACCACACCUUUUUUUUUUCUUUUUUUUUUAAUUUGUGCCACUGUUAAUGUUUUUAUUGUCAUUAAAUACAUUUUAGUUUUUUUAACAGAGAGGUUUGUCAGAGCCUGAGAUUUUUAUACCAAAAUACAUGUUUUAUUCUGGCUUUUUUUUUUGUCCAUGUGUUUAAUCUCAGGGCUGGUUGUAUUUGUUGUUUUCAUUUCUCAUCAUCACAUUCCUCCUUGUCUUCUUCACGUCUGUCAGCAUUGCCGCCGCAGUUUUAGGGUUUAUAACUUCAGAUUAGGACUGCCAAUCUGUGUCACUUUUCUUUUUUUUUUAUUUUAAAUUUAAUCUGUGGCAGCAUUUUGUACCGUCUUUGUUCACCUCGGAGAACGAGAGGGGUCGUAUAAUUGUCAAAAAUAAAUAUUUUGUUCAAUG
This is a messenger RNA of Solea senegalensis (Senegalese sole), 5012 nucleotides long. Its product is annotated as transcription factor 20. Lineage: Eukaryota; Metazoa; Chordata; Actinopteri; Pleuronectiformes; Soleidae. The record is from RefSeq and is a predicted model, not a curated record. The transcript is spliced from 6 exons. The coding region runs from base 190 to 3084 and encodes 964 amino acids. Gene Ontology annotation, cellular component: nucleus. Gene Ontology annotation, biological process: regulation of transcription by RNA polymerase II.